This is a messenger RNA of Diachasma alloeum, 1194 nucleotides long. RefSeq lists its product as uncharacterized. The record is from RefSeq and is a predicted model, not a curated record. NCBI's taxonomy places the organism in Eukaryota, Metazoa, Arthropoda, Insecta, Hymenoptera, Braconidae. Gene Ontology annotation, molecular function: odorant binding; olfactory receptor activity. Gene Ontology annotation, cellular component: plasma membrane. Gene Ontology annotation, biological process: detection of chemical stimulus involved in sensory perception of smell; sensory perception of smell. The transcript has 5 exons.
AUGGGGAAAGAUCUUCUGAAUCGUUACACAUCAUACUCGGAAAGUGUGAAACGUCUCUCAAUAAUAUGUGGAAUGUGGCCUUCAGAGAAACCGAGCAUAUUUUACCGAUUGCUUCCGUAUUUUAAUGGUUUCAUACUCUUCAUAAUUUGUUGGGCCGCAACGAAUUUUGUAUAUGUCAAUAUUGAUAACUUAACUCUUGUGAUAAAAGGCCUGAGCAUAUCUCUGGGCUACCUCAAUGGCAUUACCAAGGUAUUGCCGUCAAUAUUCAAGGUGAUUUGUUACAUAAUAUAUCGUGAAGAGGUCAUAGAACUGCUUGAUACGAUGAAUGAACUCUUCAGAAAGCAACAGGGAGAUGAACAGUUACUAUCUCGAAUAUUAUCUCCUUUCACGUUUUUCAACGCACUCUCCGUGCUUCUGAUGUGUGCGGCUGUCAUUGUCCUUGGAAUUUAUUUUAUCACACCCCUCGUAAUAAUGGCCAAUCAAUAUAUUCAGGGUGUAAGACCAAUUCGUUACCUCUUGCCCUAUCCUGCUGUGUUUCCAUACCAUAUCCGAGGUGGAAGUGCACUCUAUCUACUUCACUAUGUGAUGCAGAGUUAUGAAUUGUUCGUUUUUUUCUCCAAUUCGUCUAGCAUCGACAAUCUUUUUGCUUUAUAUUCUUCUCAAAUCAGCGGCCACCUAAGAGCCUUGACUUAUGAGAUGAGACAUUUUACGUUCAAGGUUGGUUAUGAGAAACAGUUCAAAAAACUUGUAACAAUACAUUAGAAAUUGAUACGCUGCUGUGAAAUGGUGCAAGUAAUACAUGGCCCCAUCGUUCUAUCAAUGAUGCUGACGACAUCUAUCAUUCUGUGCUGUAUAAUAUUUCAAAUCAGUCAGAUGAAGACUAUAUCUGUGAAACAGAUGGUAUUUUUCAUUGGAUUUAUGUGCGUCAAACUGCUACAAACUACGAUAUACGCAUUUGCAGGAGCUCUUAUCACAACAGAGUGUGAAAAUUUUCGGGAUGAAGUUUAUGGGACAGGAUGGGAAAAACUUGGAACUAAAACUGCUGCGUAUCACGUUCAAAUUAUUCUCAUGCAGAGACCCAUUCAAAUGAAGGCGUGCAGCUAUAGCUUCAUUUCAGUUAAUGUGCUCACAGGAAUUCUGAAUACAACAUUAUCUUACUUUUUCUUAUUACAAACUUUGGAUGAUGAACAAUAA